Eutrema salsugineum is the source of this 830-nucleotide messenger RNA. Its product is annotated as nudix hydrolase 26, chloroplastic. The coding region runs from base 62 to 712 and encodes 216 amino acids. The record is from RefSeq and is a predicted model, not a curated record. NCBI's taxonomy places the organism in Eukaryota, Viridiplantae, Streptophyta, Magnoliopsida, Brassicales, Brassicaceae. Gene Ontology annotation, biological process: nucleoside phosphate metabolic process; ribose phosphate metabolic process. Gene Ontology annotation, molecular function: guanosine-3',5'-bis(diphosphate) 3'-diphosphatase activity; bis(5'-adenosyl)-pentaphosphatase activity. Gene Ontology annotation, cellular component: chloroplast. The transcript is spliced from 6 exons.
ACAUAUUAUUACCUGAAUGCGUGGAAAGUAGGUUUGGCUCGAAAAUGAGUCACCACUUCUAAUGGCAGUGUACCGAUCCCUUCUCUUACAUCAUCCAGCUCCUCCGCCUAUAAUUCCUUCUUUCCGAAAUUACCCCUUGAAACCGCUCAAAUUCUCCAGCCUGCCCUUCAUCCACCGCUACCGUCCCUCUCCGAUCUCUUCAGCUCGGUGCUCUUCGUCGUCGUCCAUGGAAUCUCCUCCCGAAGGUUACCGAAGAAAUGUCGGUGUUUGUCUCAUGAACUCUUCCAAAAAGAUUUUCACUGCUUCAAGGUUGGACAUUCCCAGUGCUUGGCAAAUGCCUCAGGGUGGAAUCGACGAGGGUGAAGAUCCAAGAGUUGCAGUCAUGAGAGAGCUUAAAGAAGAGACUGGAGUUCACUCCGCUGAGAUUAUCGCAGAGGCACCUCACUGGGUUACGUAUGAUUUCCCCCCAGAUGUUAGGGAGAAGCUUAAGGUCCGAUGGGGAACAGAUUGGAAGGGUCAAGCACAGAAAUGGUUCCUCCUGAAGUUUACUGGGAAAGACGAAGAAAUCAAUCUUCUUGGCGAUGGAACUGAGAAACCCGAGUUUGGGGAAUGGUCCUGGGUAUCUCCUGAUCAAGUCAUUGAACUUGCUGUGGAGUUCAAGAAGACAGUAUACAAGGAAGUCUUGUCAGCUUUCGCGUCUCAUUUCCAGUAAAAAAGAAACCGAAACCUCUAUGUGUUUUACGUUUUUGGUUACAAACUCGAGAAUAAGCUGUACUUUACAUAUUUGCUUUUUUGAAUAAUCCAUGAAUGAAAUUACAAUCUUCGUUCCC